This is a messenger RNA of Lytechinus variegatus (green sea urchin), 5209 nucleotides long. RefSeq lists its product as uncharacterized. Gene Ontology annotation, biological process: signal transduction. The coding region runs from base 375 to 4490 and encodes 1371 amino acids. Gene Ontology annotation, molecular function: protein binding. The transcript is spliced from 8 exons. Lineage: Eukaryota; Metazoa; Echinodermata; Echinoidea; Temnopleuroida; Toxopneustidae. The record is from RefSeq and is a predicted model, not a curated record.
AUAAAAGAGAUGACGAUAGAUUGAGAGAGUUAGAAAAGGGGGAGGCAGAGCGAUAGAAGGAAAAGAAUGAGAGAGAAGGAGUGAGGAAAGAGAGAUAGAUAGAGAGAGUCACUGAAAGAAACGGUUGAAUGAUUACUCAUUGUUAAAAAGCAGUUUAGCAGCUGUCACUGUACAUGUUCAUUGCCACACUAGUCAAUUCAUAGAGAACACCAAUAGGGGUGUGACUUUGCCCUCCAACGUGUACACCUCUCUGGGUCUCCAGACCUGCUAUAGCUCUCGAACCACUUCGGGGAAACCAAUCAACUUCUCCAUUGAAUAUGCCCUUAAUGGAAAAGCAAGCUUGAGACACAAAACUAAGAAGGUCAAAGGUCAAGAUGGGACAAAGUCACUCAAAGCGGUAUAAAUCUCGCCGGUACCAGUUCGGAGAUGAACCGGUUCAACCUGCCACAGCACCGGGAAAACAACGCCGGUUCACCCGAAAACCGAAGAAUGUCUCACAGCACAUCGCCCACCACAGCCACCAAAUGGCCCAUCAUAGCCAAUAUACCGAACAACAGAGCCAACCGAUACAAUACAGGAGGCGAUCCAGUCAAGAUUACCUUAGUUCCCAAUUGAGAGAUGACGAGAUGGACAGUCGGUCACGGCCCCAGUCCUGGCACGAGACCCGGUUCAAUCCGAUCGUCUCUUCUGUACCGGAUGUGAGGUCGAGGAUGACCGGAAACUACCGCCCACACGCAGCACAUUCAGUUCGCAGAGAGACCUCUUUCGCAACUCAUGAAGAAGAUAAUAUUACAUCGAUGGGAUAUCACUCAAUGGAAAGAAGGGAAAGUUAUUAUGCAGUAAGGGAAUCUUCAUUUGUACCCAUUUCAACUCGAGUCGAAAGGUCAGAGGUCACAGAUCUGGAGAUCAAGGAGCUUGUCGAGGAACUACGGGAUUCGGACUGGAUGCGUCUUGGUAGCCAUCUUGGAAUAUCCACCAGUAGACUUGCCGCAUUCAAGGAGCGUUACCUUGGAAACGUACCUCUCUGUGCCAUGGAAGUUCUGUUGCUAUGGAAAAACAACUGUUCUGAGGUGAUCAAUCCGAGAUCUCACCUAGCCUUAGCGCUGUCAACAGUUGGGCGUGAAGAUCUUUAUAAUAAGAUCAAACGAAGAACGUAUAUACUUGAAGCAGAAGCCAGGGCUAGAAAUAGAAGGCAACGAACCGAGUCCACACCAAACAUACCUUACAUCAUUAAUGACGAUGACAAAAGAACAACGAUGACUACAGAGCGAAGUUAUGAUAAAACCGAGUCAGGAGUGGAAACGGUUGAGUCUUUAAGCGACAGUCUCGAGGACGAAUCGGAUGAGGACACCGAAACAGGAUGGCAGAGACACAAUGUCAUACACGUCCCCAUUGAGGUCCUGAGCGACAACGAACAACGAUCUCAGUCACCCAAACCAAAGUCCAUCACCGUUCCUAUUGUCACAACCGAUCCACAUGAACGUAUCGCUCCAUCCCCAUCGGCGCCUUCUGCUAAAGAUGAUUCUGUUUACUACCCAACGGUGCCGGAUAAAGCAGAGGUUUAUGAAUCCAAACGCGACGAUGGCACACGUUCAGUAGAUCCUGAUCAAAGUUCUGGUCAGUUAGAACCCUACCCGGGGAUGGUCACAAGCCAUUUAGAUCCAGUUGAACCCGGUGAAACUGUAGCAGUUGCCGUCUUGAAGUCAGUCGAUGGAACUAUCACCAUACAAAAUGAGCCUAGAGAAACACAAAGAGAGCAUCCGAUUGGUCGGGUCACCAGUAUACCAGACGGAUCUGAAAAUAAGCCAAAACCGGCUCGUACCGAUCAUGACCAAAGUUCAAAACCGGAUGUCUCGAAGAGUGCUGGACCUUCCAAAUCCUUGAGAAAAUCAACACCAAAGUCUACUGUCUCAAAGACCAAGGCGGAGUUAUCAUUGGAAGAACUCCGUAUAGUAUCCACAGAGAUCAGGUCUACAUCGGAAUGGCACACAUUAGGCAAACGGCUGGGCCUAAACCAAAAUGACAUCAAGAAUGUGUCAAAGGCGAACGGAGAGGGCGUGACGCAAUGUGCAUUUGCGGUUCUUAAGCUUUGGAAGAAACGCUCUGGCAACGCACCUCAGGGAAGACGGAUACUUGCUGCUGUUGCCUCUGAUCUGGGUCGAGAUGAUCUUUAUGCAGCUAUUACUAAUCGUAAACUUCUGAGCAGGAUUCAAUCCCUUGAAGAUAGCGUAGCAAGAUGGCAAGACGCCUUAAAGGAGAGGUAUGUCAGUGAUGAGUUUGAUGCAAUAAAGAGCCAGCAUUACCUGGAGAUCCCAGCAGUGUAUGAAGAUGAAAGUGGGCAGAAGGAAACUUUUAAGAGCAGGCACGACGUCGUAAGUGCUGACCAGAGGGGCAAGCAACAACCGCCAUUUAUCCUUCUACAUGGGGACGCGGGUUGUGGGAAAACAGGUCUUCUGAAGAGGCUGGCUCUAGACUGGGCGGAAGGCAACGAGCAAUCACCUCUUUCCAAAGUCCCGUUAGUUCUCUUCUUCACACUUGGGGAGUUGCGACGAUGUCGAAGCAUCGGAGAAGCAGUGGUCAAGCACCUCCUGUUUACGGAUGCUUCAACAACGACCAGAAUGGUUGAUGAUUACCUUAGAAUGCACCCAAAGAACUCUGUUCUUCUGAUAGAUGGGUUUGAUGUCUCCCGCUCACAAGGUGACCUUCGUGCAGUACAGAAGAUUCGCGACAUAGUACAGUGUCAGGUGAUUGUUUCAAGCCGGGCGUGUCUACCAGAGAGUGAGGAUUCGACAAGUAAGGUACUAUCAGUUGAGAUGCAAGAUCUCAGUUUUGACCGCCAAAGCGAAUUUAUCCGUUCGUUUUUCGAAUCUGAUGAAGCAAGAGGCAAUGAGCUCCUUCAACACAUAGGCAGCGAUGAUGUAUUGUUGUCAUUCUGCUCGCGGCCAAUGUUCCUUGUGAUUAUUUGCAAGUUAUGGAAAAAUCAUGCUCAACUUCAGGACAUCAACACGCCCUCAGAUAUCAUUACUUCUUCGCUUGUUCUCCGCUUCAUCGGACAUGAAGAUGUAACGAAUGUGGUAGAGGCGGUUAGAAGUGUAAUGUCAGGGCUCAGUCGUGUAGCACUGGAGAGCGUCAUGAAACCUAAUGGCCAUCUAACAUUCAAGACAAAGGACCUGGCAGACAGUGAACGAGAGUGUGCAGAACUCGCUGAGAGAGUCGGUUUGAUCAGAUGUUCCAUUUCCUCCGCCGAUGAUUCGGUUUUAAACAAGGAGGACAGGGAGUGGUCUUUCUGUCACCCACUAGUGCACGAGAAAUGCGCUGCAAUCGGUCUGGCAAGGCUCCACCAGACUGACCCACAGAUAUUAGAAGAUAUAUUAUCUUCCAUUAGAACAAUUGCUGACUGUGAGUCUCUGAGAUAUAUAUUAACCUUUGCUUCCGGUGAAAGUCCUGAUGUCGCUAAGAGAAUCCUAAGAGUUCUGGGAGAUCUAGCCUGGAAGGACCCUGGUUCAACGUUGGCGGCUCAAGAGCUUGUAUUGAAAUGUAACUUUGAGUGUCACAGAAAUGAUGCCUUGAACCGCGAACUUCAAUUUAACCUAAGGUCCCUUCAAAUUUCAGCGUUCACAAAGAGAUUCUUGAUUGAUGUCGCUUUCAGGUACUUCAUCCUGAAUUCUGUCAGGGAAGCUGAGGAACCAGUUCAUAUUGAGAAAGUCCAGUUCUGCAUUGCAUCUCGCAUCGAUAUGGACUAUGCUACGGCUUGUUUACAGAAUGGUUACUUCUCUUCCGUGCCAGAAAUGAUCUUUGACAUGCCACACACUUUCAGUCCCUCAAGAGAAGCGUUAAGAAGACUCUCCGAUGACGUGGUUAUACCUACCCUCCGAUGUCUGAGGGUGAACUCAAUCUUCUCUACGAGCGAUUUUAUUUCUAAUCUCCAUUCUUCUGAGACCCUGGAAGAGAUCACAGGCACAGAUGUUGAUCCAAAGUACAUAAACCUACCAGCAUGGUGCCGGAAUUAUCCCAAUCUUAAAGUUCUUAGUCUUUCCUGUAUAUUGUACCACGACCCAGGGAAUGUGGACAGCCACCGGAACAGCCUCAAAGGUCUUGACACUGUCCUGGGCAGCCUCACCAGUUUAGAGUAUAUCCAGCUAAGCAACUUCUUCAGCUCCGAGACACUGAUCCAAAUCCUGACCAUGGUUCUUCAGACGUUGCCGAAGGUGUCCCACAUCAAGGCAGGACCCUCCGGUGACCAACUCCAUCACUAUGCUGAAGAAGUCGAGGAAACAUGUGGGGAAGUCUCAGACGCUACCAUCCAAAGUUUCAUCAAGGCUACCAAGAAGUCGGCAUCUCUGAAGAUCCUCCAACUGUCAUGCUUUGGAAACUUUGAGAAGCUCUACCAGAUGCUGCGGUCGGAAAUGGGAUCAAGGGGGCGAAGGGGAAGUGAACUGCAAUACUCGUCACCACGUGGAGAAGAUGGAUAUUGGGUAUUCAAACGGUAGUGGAAACAUGUACACCUAACGCAAGUCAUGUGACCCUACCUUUGUCACGUGAUCUAAUUCAUGGCUAUGUAAGCUUCGGCUUGGGGACCAAUACUGACGGGUCAUGAAAAGCAUGUGAUUUUCAGUGAUUUUCACCAACUAAUUUGUUCGCUGCCAGUCAGAUGCAAUGAUAUGCUGAAUGAAGCUUAUGAAAUGCUCCCCAGUGUUGUCGCUGCUUUCAAAGUUGUGGCCUUCAUGAUCGGUACAAUUUUCGUAUAGAAACCCUAAAAAUCAUGUUCAUGAACACGAAAUGCACGGGUUUUUUUUCUAAAAGGUCUUCCAAGUGAGCUCUACUCGAAGCUCAGCAUUUCCUUGCCGAAGUUAGUAAAUUGCGACAAUUUACUUUGACUUGGUUUUUUUCAAAAGUGGAAAAUAGAGGCAUUUUAUCAAAAUGCGUUCUCUUAAUUCAAAAAUGUUUUAAGACAAUAUGUACCCGUUUACCGAAAAGAAAAGUGGUAAAAAUAGCUUAAACUGUUAGCAGCACUUAAAAUAGGGGGUCAACUUCUUCAUUUAACGGAACAGACACGGUCAUCUUCUAACGCAGAGUGACAACAUCAGGAUCAGUGACGUCUUUUGUCCGUGACCCUUAACCUUCUUUGCACGUUAUUCAAGUUCUGGAGACGGUAAAAUGCCACCUCGUUUGCACAUAUUUCCUAUGCUUUUCGUUUGGUUUCAUCCAC